Molecule: messenger RNA, 5602 nt
Organism: Clarias gariepinus (North African catfish)
Lineage: Eukaryota; Metazoa; Chordata; Actinopteri; Siluriformes; Clariidae
Gene: ccdc141
Product: coiled-coil domain containing 141
Exons: 26
Coding region: 231-5159 (1642 amino acids)
Biological process (GO): axon guidance; homophilic cell-cell adhesion
Cellular component (GO): cytoplasm; plasma membrane
Molecular function (GO): guanyl-nucleotide exchange factor activity
Source: RefSeq, a predicted model, not a curated record
UUCAGCUUGCUCCGCUGGACUAAAAGCAGCUCCAUAACUGCAGACUGGAUGAGAGCGGGACAGAACGUGUGGGACAUGUAGAGGCUGUUGCUUUAACUGAGCUUUUCCUCCUCCCUGUGUUUGGGUUUCGGACGCCUGUGGAAUAUUGCAGAGACGAGCAGUGACAGAGAAAGCUUAGAGUUAAGGAUUACAGCGAGUUGACCCUCCUGGCUGCUGUUCGUUUGAGGGAAAUGUCGAGCGAAGGUGACCUAGGAGGACAAGCGUCCACCACAACGCUGAGUACCGUGGCAGUGCAGGCAGGAGAUGCACAGAUUAUUGUAACUUUAUUAAAGUGUGGAGAGCAGCUCCAGCUGCAGCUGACUGAAGCUCAUCCCGACCUCCUGGAGAUCGGAAACAAUCAGGACGAAAACAAGAAGCUUCUGGACGAGCAUGAUGAGCUGCUGGCCAAACUAAAGAGGAACGAAGGAGGUGUGCGGGCGCUGCUGGAGAAGGCGGAUAAGGCGGCGGAGGAGAAGGAGGGUGAGGAGGAUGUGUACCAGGCCAUGGCCCUGUCUCUCAACCAGGCCUGGAAAAUGUUAGUGAGCCACCUGGAGAAACGGCGCUCACUACUGGAGCUCGCCUGCCACUUCUACGACCGCGCCCUGGAGUUCGCUAUUAAGAUUGAUGAAGCGGAGGAGCUGCAGUGUGCUGGACGCGAGCUGAACGGGGACAUGGGUUUAACUGAGCUGAAGCACAAAUACAGCAGUAUGAAGAGAGGGCUGCUGGAGAAGUCCAUGUUGGCGCUGAAUAAAAGUUACGAGUUGUUGGAUUUCCUGAAGCGCUUCGAGGCCGAGGAGGCGCUGAAGUACGGCACCGGGACACGGGGUGCUCGGAACAGCUACAGGAAUGUCAAUGGACUGAUGGAGCUCCUGCAAGACCGGCGCAGGGCAAUCGACCUGGGGAUGACCGAACAAAUCCGCAAACAGGAAGUGAAUAACGGGAUCUCUGAGUGGGAGAGACAGGAACAGGAAGUAAGACGUUGGUUUAAGGAAAAUGCCGACCUGUUCUUGGAAAGGAAUCAGCUUGGCUCGUCCCUGUCUGAAAGUGAGGAGUUACUGCGGGAGUAUAAAGAAUUUGAACUCAAAGCCAAGCAAUGGACAGUUUUAGUGGAGCGACUUCUCCAGCAGGCAUCCGAGCUUCUUUCAUUAAGUGAUCAAGCAAAGCUUGACUCCAUUGCAGAGAAAAGUGAGAAUCUGCGCACCACAAACGAGCAAUUCCAGGGUCUGAUGAUGUGUCGAGUGGGACAGCUGCACGAGAGCAACGGCUUCUUCAGCAGUGCUAAUAAAGCAUUUGUAAUCCUGGGAACUAUUGAGAGCGCCAUAAAAGGUUUGAAGACUCAGACUGUGCAGUUGCCGGAGCUGGCUAAGAAGCAUGAAGAGCUGCAUCGGAAUAUCAAAGAUGCGGCUGCCGAACCUCUCCAACGAGGACAGCUUAUACUUCAGAAGCUUAGUCCACAAAGUGCCCAAGUCGGAGGUGUGCAGAGGAUGCUGGGAUAUAUCAGAGAUCGGGUCAAUGGGCUGAGCCAGCAGUGUCACGCCUAUAGAGAACUUGCAGGGAGGAAACAACAGCUGCUGACAUCCUUUGAAGACUUGGAGGAGAAGAUCUCCAGCUGGAUUAAGAGCAGUAAUGCUGUCUUAUCGAGCAAUACAGAGCUUGGUUCCUCACUCUCUGAGGCUAAGGAACUGCUCAACAAACACCUGGAAUUAUCCACACAAACACAGCAUGCUGUGGCAGAGUCAGAUGCCGCUGAGGGAAUGAUUAAUGAAUUGAGGACGCUGGAGUCCCCUGAAGCGGUGGAGCUCUCCAACCGGGCCGCUGUACUGAGAGAGCAGCUGAAGACACUACAGAGGAAAAUCUGUACACACCUGGAGAGCCUCAGGAGCUAUGUUAGCUUCUUAUUAUCUGCCAAGGAGGUUGAAGAUCAGGUUAAGAUGUUGUUGGAUUGCUAUAAGAAAAGACCAGAGACGGAGGAGGAGAAUGAGGAAACGGGGACUCCCAUGAAGGAAGACAUGGAUGCAAGAUGGCAGUUGUUUUUACAGAAAUUCCUCUCCAUGCAGGAUCAGGGGAACAACUUUAUCAACUCUUCUACUAUGGUGAGCGAGACGCUGAGUCUGAACGUCAAAGCGGCCGUUAACGCUGUGGAAAAGACGACAGACAAUCUGAGCAGGAAGAAAGCCGAGCUCACAGAUCUGUGGUCGUCCUGGCAGCUCCAUUACACUCAACUCAAGUCUGUGAAGAAGCAGUGGAAAAAAUUUAAGGAUCAACUUAAGAAGGUUGUGCAUGAACUGAAGUCUAUGGAGGGAAUUCUUACUCCAGCAUCGAAACUUGACCUGGGCAGUGAUCUUCAGAGUGUGUCUAAGCUGCAAAAGAGCUUCAGCUCCACCAAGCAACAGUUUCUUCAACUUAACGCCGAAGUGGAGUUCCUGGUUAAGACGUCGGAGUUGCUGUCGCUGAAAGGAAUCUCGAUGAAAGAGAAAAACGAGAGGGUCAGCGAGCUUCUCCUGGUGCACCAGCGUGUGAGGGAUAAGAUCCGCGAGUAUGAGACAGUUCUCAGCAUGGCCGUCAAAUUCCAUCAAGUUUAUCAAGAGCUGGACAUCUUAUUAAAGGCUGAGCCUGUGAAUGGAUCGAGUGAUCCGAAUCAAGCCAGGAUCCAGCUCAGCCAGCACCAGGAUCGACAAAACCACGUCCGGCACCUUUACAAGCUGGCCAUCUCGCUGGCAGCUGAUAUCACCAGCACUAUCCAGCAACCGCCAACGUUGGUGUUCUCAGUUCAGGAGAAGAUGGAACGCCUGCGUCAGAGCAGCGUGAUCUGGGCCGCUCAGGCCAGCCAGUGUGAGGAGAACCUGAUGAGCAACAUGCACUACUGCGUGUUUAAAGAGGAGAUCAGUGAGCUCAGAGAGUCCUUUAAAGACAUCAAGAAGAAAUUCAACAAUUUGAAAUUUAAUUACUUGAAGAAAAACGAGAAGAUGAGAAACAUGAAGGCUGUAAAAAAUCAGAUACAACAAAUCGACAUCUAUUUAGAAAAGCUGCAGACUUUAAAGAUGAAGCUGCAGGCCUUUGCGGUAUCAAGCAACAGUGAGAAGCAUCUAAUUGGCAGCAGUUCCAGAGAGCUGGAGGAUUCCAUUAAUGAGCUACAGAGACAGGUGGGAGAUUUUGACAGGGCAGUCGAGGACUACAAGCAGAACCUGGAACUCAGCAUGAAGCUACAGCAAGCCAUGGAAGAGUAUGAGUUUUGGUGUGAGGAGGCGAGCUCCACCAUUGUGAGAGUGGGCAAAUACUCAUCCGAGUGCAAAACGAAGGAAGCCAUCAGCUCUCUACAUAAGCAGUUUGAGAAGUUCGUCUGGCCCACAAUCCCACAGCAGGAGGAACGAAUCAGGCAGAUCACAGAGCUCGCAGUGCGUCUGCAUGGUGCUGAGGAAGGGGCGAGGUACAUGGAGAAAACUGUUAACAAGCAUAAUGAAAUAGUGGAAUCAAUAAAGGAGAUGUCAAGUGGACUUAUCGACCUGGAAGCUAAAUUACAGGCCGAGUCUUUAAAGGCACAAUCUGCUGAAGAAAACAAAGCCUAUGACACCAUAGAAACUCCGGAGGCCAAAGAGACGGGCCACACUCCUGAGAUAAUGGGACCGGGUGGCACCAAAGACGACCCAGUCACCAAGAACGCAGAAAGCAAGAAGCCACAGCUGUGCAAAUCACAAAGUCAGGACAACCUGGGCCGUCCACACCAAGUGCUCUCAGAGACACGCUUCUACACACAGGAGGCUUAUUCGAAGAGCACUGCGGAGACCAUCAACAGCAAGUCCACAGUGGAGAGGAAGGAGCAAACUCACACCUCUUUCUCUCACACACACAAGUUCAGCAUGUCCAGUUCUCCCAUAGAGAGAGACAGGAGGAUCUGCACGCUCCAGCAGAGCAAGAGACCAUCUCAAGACACUCCUCCACCUUCUCAGGGCGAGUGCCACGCAGCAUCCAGUGGUUCAGAGAAACAGACCGCUGGUCUCCGAAAUCACCAUGAGAAAUCCCACGGAGUUUGCGACUCGCACACUGCUGGACAUGCACUACACACAGAGGCUAAGAGUGAAGUGCUGCUUCCAAGAGAAGAGGACCUUUUCUCCAGGGUUGCACCAGACUCUGGUUUACCCUCAGAUGGAGAUUUCCAUCCCGACCACCUGAGUGAAGAGUCACUGUCUAACGAUGAGUAUGAAUGCACCUCACCUGAUGACAUCUCUCUCCCACCCUUAUCUGAAACCCCCGAGUCCAACAUGGUCCAGUCUGAGAAUGAUCUAGAUGACAUCUACUGUGUGAGCUCCCACAGUCUCCACACAAACUACCACAGCCAGCAGUGUCACUCCAGACAUGGCGAUCCACUCCAUUUCCAGCCAGAGGAACGCUUCCCGUCCCCUACAACAGGCCCAGCUAGCCGAUUCAGAGCCGAAUCGUCCUCAUUUGUCCAUAGCCCACUUACUGUUCCAACCCCAACGCUGGUCUCUAGUACCAUCUCCAGCAUCUUAAAGAGCAGCAAGCCGAAAGGCUUUGCUGAGUGCCAGCAAACCAUUUACUCAAUGCAUGAGAGCCGGUUCGAGAAGCAGGAGUGUGUGCAUGAACCUGCCUCACCCCAACACUCUUCUGUUGCUCAGGCUGGUAACACGCAUGCUUCCCAUAAACCAUUAACCUCAGUAAAGGAGCCAGAGCUGUGCAAGCCCACGGGCAUCUGUGAGGAAAUAAAGCGGUCGAGCAGUGCCAGGGCCACCGGAAACCUAGCAGAAGGGCAGAGCCCUAACUUCUCCAAACAUUUGUGUAAUGCUGUAGUAAUGGAGGGCUCUCCUGUGACCUUGGAAGUGGAAGUCACUGGAUUCCCUGAACCUGCUUUAACUUGGUUCAAGAAUGGUCAGGAACUGCAUAGUGACGAGCGCAUGUCACUGUCCCAUAAAGAAGGCAAGCAUGUGUUGUUCAUUGAGAGAGCUGCAGAAAGAGAUUCGGGCCAGUAUUUGGUUCGUGCCUCAAACUCAGCCGGCACGGUUUCCUCCAGCUCCAUGCUGCAGGUCAAAGUGUAUGAAAGAGCCACUCACCACUCUCUCUCUGGGCGAGAGACCAGAAGAAGACCUCAGAGAACCUGGGAGUGAGGAUGAACCCCACAUGCUGUGCUUAAAGAAAUCUCUAUAAUAGGGCAAGAAUGCAAACCAGUGACAUCAUGUUCAGGAAAUGAUUAAGAGGAUGUAAACUGCAGCUGUAAUUUCCUACACUGUGCGGAAAUAGUGUGAAGGUGUAUCAAUAAAACAAGUUUCUGUCAUUGAUUUAUUUUAUUUGUGUGACAAGCCAAAGUGGCAUGCAUGCCUUUCUAAAGAUGUCUGAUGUUGUGAAAUACAUUUACUAUUUCUCUUAUCAGUUUUUGUCUUGUUCCUUGGAUGCGUAUACAUUUUUUGUUAAACUAUGAAAUUCCUCUUUUGCCCUUUAAAUUGCCAAUAGUGGGUAAAAAAAAGACCUUGGAUAAUCUGAACUCAAUGAAUCAAGUACUAAUGUUUAAAUUCUAUUUGAAAUAAAACAUAAAUAUUACUUUAUAAAAUCA